AGACUCGCUCAGGCUGAUCUUGAACUCCUGAGUCCAAGCAAUCUGCCCAUCCGGCCUCCCAGAGUGCUAGGAUGACAAGAAUGAGUAUUAUUUGGAAUUCUGCAUGAGUGAUAUGUAUUUUAUUCCCCAGGUUUUGCUCACUGGAUCUUUAAAUACCCAGGCCCUCCCCACCAUGGCCAGCCGGGGUGGGGGCCGGGGUCGUGGCCGAGGCCAGUUGACCUUCAACAUGGAAGCUGUGGGUAUUGGGAAGGGGGAUGCUUUGCCCCCACCCACGCUGCAGCCUUCUCCACUCUUUCCUCCCUUGGAGUUCCAUCCAGUGCCUCUGCCCUCAGGAGAGGAAGGGGAGUAUGUCCUGGCAUUGAAGCAGGAGCUACGAGGAGCCAUGAGGCAGCUCCCCUACUUCAUCCGGCCUGCUGUUCCCAAGAGAGAUGUGGAGCGAUACUCAGACAAAUAUCAGAUGUCAGGGCCGAUUGACAAUGCCAUCGAUUGGAACCCUGAUUGGCGCCGUCUACCCCGGGAGCUAAAGAUCCGAGUCCGGAAGCUACAGAAGGAGCGGAUCACCAUUCUGCUCCCCAAGAGGCCCCCUAAGACCACAGAAGAUAAAGAGGAAACAAUACAGAAACUAGAGACCCUGGAGAAGAAGGAGGAAGAAGUGACGUCAGAGGAAGAUGAGGAGAAGGAAGAAGAAGAGAAGGAAGAGGAAGAAGAAGAAGAGUAUGAUGAAGAAGAACAUGAAGAGGAAACUGAUUACAUCAUGUCAUAUUUUGACAAUGGAGAGGACUUUGGGGGUGACAGUGAUGACAAUAUGGAUGAGGCUAUAUACUGAAAAAGGACCCUGUACAACACCCUGGACCUAUUACAUCUUUCUUGAUUUGGGGAUAUAGAGCGUAACUGUCGCUAUUAUUUGGUUUUGUGGACAAGCAAAUCAUUUGGUCAGAGUUCAGAAAAACUAUUUGGUCCCUGGAGAUAGGAGUGGAGAAUGAUGACAGAUAGCCUCUUUCUACCCUUCCUUUCCUUUCACCUUCAUGUCACCUCUCAUAUGGUGGAGAAGGUGCAAAGGCAAAUGUCUUAAUUGUAUGAGGGGAGAAAGAAGAAUUGAAAGAACUUGGGCUAUUAGAGCUGAGACGGCUGUACACAUAUUCCUACCCAAUUUUAGAGCUUUUUUGUGGAGAUAAUAGGGGCUGGGAGCAUUUAAGAGGAGUAAGGCCAGUUAUAUAUAUAUAUAUAUAUUUUUUUUUUUUUUGUAGAGACAGAGUCUCACUUUAUGGCCCUCGGUAGAGUGCCGUGGCCUCACACAGCUCACAGCAACCUCCAACUCCUGGACUUAAGCGAUUCUCUUGCCUCAGCCUCCCAAGUAGCUGGGACUACGGGCGCCCGCCACAACGCCCAGCUAUUUUUUGGUUGCAGUUUGACCGGGGCCGGGUUUGAACCCGCCACCCUCGGUAUAUGGGGCCAGCGCCUUACCGACUGAGCCACAGGCGCCACCCCAGUUUUAUAUUUUUAAAUAAAGUGUUUUUAUCUGUCUAGGGUGAGGCCUGGUGGGAAAGGGCUGGAGGGGUGAAGGGGGUGCCUAGUGGAACAGAGUCCAGUGUGACACAUCAGAGAGUUACAGCCUCUUGUCCUUUUUUCCCUUGGUAGGACAUAUACCUGGAGUCUAACCUGCCACAGAAUAUUCAGGACCUCAUCUGCAGGGCAGUGCAGUCAGUUGUAGAGAAGAACAUUUCAUGUUCCCUGCAUCCCCACUGGCUUCUGAGCCUGUGGUUCUUUAGACUGGAAUCCUUUAGACUGUCUCUGUUGACAAAUGUUCACAAGAACCCAGGCCCUCUCUUUCCCACACUUGACCUUGGUUUUGUCCUUAUUUACAAAGCAUGCUUACAGCUAUUUUUGUGGAGAGAGUCAAGAACACCAGGUGCAGGGAGGGUAUAGGUAGGAGGAGCUGACUCUUAUUCAGCACAGUUCUCCUCUUCCAGCCUUGGAGACCUCAUUUUGAAAGAUAUGUCUGUGCAAAAAGGGCCCCCUAAAUAUUCUAUUCUCCACUUGCAGAAACUAGUGCGUGGCUGAGUUGCAAUUUCUAUUUUGCUUCUUCCCUUUGUGGAAUUUAGUUAGCUUUUCUAACUCCCUUUGGGGGGCGGGGGGCAGGUGGUGUUUUUUUACAGGAAGUAAGGAGGGUGGGGAGGAGGAGAGUGACUUAGGGACACUCACAGCUCUGAGAGAUGCUUUCUCGCCCACACAGCUCUCCCUUGGGUGAGGUCAUUUCCCUAGGCUCUGAUUGGCUUCUAAGAAAGCCUCACAUGAGCUGAUUGGUUCCAGCCACUUGACAAACAACAGACAGGGCAAGCUGCUGUCCAGAAUAGGAACUGAAUAAGGAAGCUUGCAUGUCCUAGUGACCCUACUGAGCAUUUGAAAGCCAUAAGAUCGGGCGUAGGAGACCCUUCAAGAAAGAGCUUAAUUGCAUUUAGGCAGGCUGACUGAAUUUCCUACAACAUCAAAUGGUAGAGUCUAGUAAUCUAAGGUUAGAUAUUUCUGACCUUAUUUUAAAGAGGAGAGGCUGUGACUCCAUUGAGGGAAAACACCUUAAAAGCCGCAUUUGGGUUUGUUAGUAAGUAUUAAAACGGAAGCAGCCAAAAAAACAGAGAAGGAAACAGGAAUAGAAACAGAACAUUCCAGAGUUAUUAAGCAAUUUGUGAUGAUUGAUGUGUUUCCUUUUUUAUCUCUCCAAGGUGUUGUGUGAGUAGAGAGAAUGGGACAGGGGACCUGUCAUUGGGAUUUCCCAUAAUUAUACUUUAACCUGUGAUUGUGGCUAGGAAGAGCACAAAAGCAAGACACUGAACAUUUUCUUUUUAUCUUCUCCCAUACACGCACAUAUACCAGUCCUGACCUGACCAAGUAUACCUGUGUCUAUGUUGGGGGCACAGCCACUCCCUAAAUCCCACGCAAUGUCUGCCUGGGAAUGUAACAGAGGGAGAAUAAACAGGGUUCUGAAAACAGGACAGUCAAGGAAGACGGAAGCUGCACCUCCACCCCCAUCUCUAUACACACACAUCCUUUUCUCAUGAAACUAGGAAAAAGAGGACCUUAGGAGUGACCACUUGGGAUCAGUUGUACUGCCUCAAAGACAAAGUGUCAGCAAGAUCAGAUCAUUCUUGGACUCUGCCCUGUGUGGCAGGUGACCUUGCUAGACAAAGCCAGAGACCCGGGACACAGCAGCAUUCCCAGAUACUCUGGAGUGGUUCCAGGCAUGAGCUAGACUGUUUCCAUUGACCUUUCCCCUACUUUUUGUAGGCACUAUCCAGCUGGCCAAGACUAAGGCCUAAUAAACAGGGUCGGGGUUCCUAUUCCCUCACAGGACAACCUGAGAAGUUAGGAUGGAGGCUUUGCUUGCAGAUAUUUACAGAAAACCCAUGCAGUGCUUGCUCAGCCCUGUAGUACUCGCCUGCUGGGGCCUGUUAAUGCUGAACAGAUUGCUCCCACACCCACAGCCUGGCCUGCACUGGCCCCAGGCAGGAUAGGUUCUCUGGCAAGAAUCCUAUCUUUUCCUACCUUGUAUUCCAUCCCUAGCCAACUGGUCCCCUCCCACAGUGGGUGGGCAGCUUGAGAAUGGGGUCUGCAAACAGGCUCAGUGACUCCAAUGGUUUGAGGGAGACUGGAUGGCAGACUUGGAUGCAACAUGCAGUUUAGAUUAGGAAUGGACACCAAAGAAAAUUGGGGGUGGGAGGUCCCCCAAUUUUAACCACCCCCAAUGGUGGUUGUCCUCAGUAGAUUGCCAUGGCAUCAUAGCUCGCAGGAACCUCAAACUCUUGGGUUUAAGUGAUUCUCUUGCCUCAGCCUCCCAAGUACCUAGGACUACAGGUGCCCGCCACAACACCUGGCUAUUUUUUUGUUGCGCUUGUCGUUGUUUAGCAGGCCUGGGCAGGGCUCGAACCCACCAGCCUUGGUGUAUGUGGCUGGUGCCCAACUCACUGAACUAUGGGCACCGAGCCUCUCUGUUCAUUUUUAUUACUAUUUGAACUUUGAAAGGAAAGAAGGGUGGUGGUUUGUAGGCAUAGGCUGUUUAUGAGGGGAAGAAAAGCUGCUUUUUUUUUUGAGACAGAAUCUCACUUUGUCCCCCUCAGUAGAGUACCGUGGCGUCAUAGCUCACAGUAACCUCAGACUCCUAGGCUUAAGUGAUUCUCUUGCUUCAGUCUCCCAAGUAGCUGGGACUACAGUCACCCACCACGCCUGGCUAUUUUUAGAGGUAGGGUUUCGCUCUAGCUUAGGCUGGUCUUAAACUCAUGAGCUCAGGCAAUCCACCCACCUUGGCCUCCCAAAGUGCUGGGAUUACUGGUGUGAGCCACCACACUCAGCCCUUGCUAUUUUUUUUUUUUCUUUUUGAGACAAAAGUCUCAUUCUGUCACCCUGAGUAGAGUUUGCCAUCAUAGCUCAUGGAAACCUCAAACUCCAGGGCUCAAGAAAUCCUCUUGCCUCAGUCACCCCAGUAGCUGGAA
This is a messenger RNA of Nycticebus coucang (slow loris), 4484 nucleotides long. RefSeq names its product RNA polymerase III subunit GL (gene POLR3GL). Lineage: Eukaryota; Metazoa; Chordata; Mammalia; Primates; Lorisidae. Gene Ontology annotation, biological process: transcription by RNA polymerase III. Gene Ontology annotation, cellular component: RNA polymerase III complex. Bases 104 to 826 code for a protein of 240 amino acids. The transcript has 8 exons. The record is from RefSeq and is a predicted model, not a curated record.